CUGAGGAACUUUAAAAACCUUAAGCCUCCUUUGAUUAAGAAGUGGCCUUAAAAGUAUGCAAAUAACUCAGUUGCUUCGCAAAGAACUUUAACCUAAACCGCAGCAUUCCGUGGCUAUAUACCAGAAGUAUCCCCUUUAAUUUAGAUCCUACUAAAUUUGCAAAUAUCAAAAUUUUAGUCGCUCCCAACUUUUUCUAUUCUAUUAUUUAUGAUAGACACCUCUUGCAAGACUAUAAAUCCUAUCUCUAUUUCAGCAAGAAGACUUCCCGGCCCAAGAAUUACAUUACUUCUGGGAUAUAAAUCGCGACCAGCCUCUUCAUAAUGGACUCCCCUGAAUUCCCGAGUAAUUUUCGUGAGCUCGCUAUUGCCAUGGUUGGUGUGGCUUCGAUACUCCGCCUCCUACAUGACCUUGAAAAUAUUGCCUAUUCUCGCCCAGGAAGAAUAGCCUUGUGGGCCAUAUCUCUUGUCUUUUUCAUAUCCUCUCUGGUGGUGGUGGUGGGUGAUGAUAUUGAGACGCAAAAGAGAAACCCAAAACUUGCCUUUCAUGCCUAUCGCCUAUUGGCAAGCCUCAUUGCUGUCGGUGUACAUAUAUAUCGUGCGCCCAUUGACGGAUCAUUGGCAUGGUUUCAUGAUUUUUCUUGGUGGCUCUGGGCUGGAUACCAUGUUUUCCCUAGUCUCUACCUAAUUCGAUUUGUUUUCAAUCCUAUAGCAUUGACCUUGUUUGUCGUUUCUGGACAGCCUCGCAAGAACCUGGAAGAGGCCAGGAGCCUGAAAAAGGGAGAGCCGGAUAGCGGUAAUCCGAGUUCGGGGAAAGGUCUUUAAUGGAUUCGAAUUGAUAUACAAAGGGCAAAUGAUAUAAGAAGGGCACUCGGAUACCGGGAUGGCUUAUAAGGGGUUGGUCUUUUUACAUGCUCGAUACGUGCAGAACCCAUCACAAGUACUUUUCAACUAAACAUCGCCGUCGGCAUUAUUGCAGCGUUUUCAUUCUCGUUCUGGUAUAUCUAAAAUCGCGUUAGUAUAUAUUGCCAUAGGCUUUUAUAGUUAGGGUUAUAUAAUGGGGCAAAAAAAUAAACGUCAAAAAU
Messenger RNA from Daldinia decipiens, 1081 nucleotides. RefSeq lists its product as uncharacterized. The coding region runs from base 321 to 821 and encodes 166 amino acids. The transcript is spliced from 3 exons. The record is from RefSeq and is a predicted model, not a curated record. Lineage: Eukaryota; Fungi; Ascomycota; Sordariomycetes; Xylariales; Hypoxylaceae.